This is a messenger RNA of Cladophialophora immunda, 2540 nucleotides long. RefSeq lists its product as uncharacterized. Bases 276 to 2081 code for a protein of 601 amino acids. NCBI's taxonomy places the organism in Eukaryota, Fungi, Ascomycota, Eurotiomycetes, Chaetothyriales, Herpotrichiellaceae. Gene Ontology annotation, biological process: proteolysis. The record is from RefSeq and is a predicted model, not a curated record. The transcript is spliced from 2 exons. Gene Ontology annotation, molecular function: tripeptidyl-peptidase activity; serine-type endopeptidase activity.
GUCAUUCUUGUGCAUCACCUUUCACCUUUCACCUUUCACCUUCACUCACUUUCCACUUCAGACCUCUUUCAAAUAGGCACCUCCCUCCUCCUUUGUGCCUCGCACUGCUCCUACUUACUGAGUCCAUCGUCCAUCCUGCCUUCUUCUUUUCCUCCCUCUUCCUCUACCUCUCCUUCUCCUCCUCGCCCUCUUUCCUCGCUGCUCUCGUUCUCCCCUCCGCUCGUUACUCUGUUCGCUUGUUCUCGUCUGCCUGUCUUCUCUCAAUCACACUCGUUAUGUCAAUCUCUUCCGUCCUCUUGGCCGCUCUAGCCGCCCUGCCUUGGGUCCCCGCAUCGCCACUGCACCCUCGUUCCGACUACAAUGUCAAGGAAUCGAACAACGUCCCUCCUGCGUGGUCCAAUAUUGGCAACCCUCAUCCUCUACAUCUCUUGACCCUCAACAUCGGCUUGGAGCCCAGUAAUUUCGAUCUCCUCGAGCAGCACCUCCACCAAGUCUCCGACCCAUCACACGAUCGCUACGGCCAACAUCUGUCCCAACAAGAGGUCCACGACCUUCUGAGGCCCUCUGAUGAGACGUAUCAACUAGUUCAGGACUGGCUGACCGACAACGGCAUCGACCCGUCUCGCUGCGACAUCAACUCUGCCCGAGAUUGGGUCACUGUCACUCUUCCUGUCAGCAAAGCUGAAGAGCUGCUCGACACCAAAUACGCCGUCUACCAGCAUCAGGACGGCACCAAACUCAUCCGAACCACCAGCUGGUCUCUCCCACGCUCCCUCCAUGACCAUGUCACGACCAUUCAACCCACCACUGCUUUCCUUCGAACCAAUCCCAAAUCCAGCACCCUCAUUGAUGUUCCAGUCGACGUUGACAUUACCCAGCUCACUGCCACCGCCAAUGCUACCACCAUCAAAAGCUCAUGCAAUUUCGCCGGCAUGACGCCCAAAUGCCUGCGAACCCUGUACAACACCAUCGAUUACAAGCCGAAAGCUCCCCACAAUAAUUCAGUCGCCUUCACUAAUUACCUGGGCCAAGUUUCUAAUCGAACCGACGCCCAGACAUUUCUGCGAAACUUUCGUUCUGACGCCGUUGACUCCGCCUUCGCCGUCACCCAGAUCUCUGUAAAUGGUGGAGCCGUUGACAAUGGCACAUCGGAGGCUGGCUUAGAAGGCAAUCUCGACCUCCAAACCAUACUGGGAAUCGUCUAUCCCACGCCUGUCACCUUGUACUCUACGGGCGGCAAGCCUCCUUUUCAACCCGAUGACUUCAUCGGCACCAAUACGAAUGAACCCUACCUUACAUGGCUCCUCUUUCUGCGCGACCAAGACAUCAAGACCAUUCCCAAAGUGAUUUCCACCUCCUAUGGUGACCAUGAACAAACCGUGCCCCAAAGCUACGCUAAGACCGUGUGCAAUCAGUUUGCCGCCUUGGGUGCUCAGGGGAUCUCGCUGUUCUUUAGCUCUGGGGAUUCUGGUGUGGGUGAGAACUCUAGCUGCAUCACCAAUGACGGGAGAAAUCGAACCACAUUUAUCCCUGUUUUCCCGGCCUCUUGCCCAUAUGUCACUACCGUCGGCGGAACAAUGAACUAUCCCGAAGUUGUCGCCUACGACAAGCAAAAUUCGUUUGCCUCUGGAGCGGGUUUCAGCAAUUACUUUGCUCGACCGAAAUGGCAAGGUACCGCCGUGGAGCGAUAUCUCGAUACGAUUGGGGACAAAUUCAAAGGGCUGUACAACCGUUCUGGUCGCGCCUAUCCCGACAUAGCGGCUCAGGGUUACAAGUACCUCAUUUUUCUGGGCGAAACCGUCAGAAGCGUUGAUGGCACGAGCUGCUCCGCCCCAACCAUGGCCAGCAUCUUCUCCCUGGUGAAUGAUGCACUUGCGGCAGCGGGAAAACCCCCUAUGGGCUGGCUCAAUCCCUGGCUCUACAACAAAGGCUUCGCGGCAUUCACUGAUGUUGUCAAUGGCAGCAGUGUAGGCUGCGAUGGGCCUGGAUUCAGUGCUUCCCAGGGAUGGGACGUUGCGAGCGGCUUCGGCACUCCAGACUUUGAGAAAAUCUUGGACGUGCUAGGAAUUGGGGGCCCUUGAAUGGUCGUUCGUCUUCAAUCCUCGAUGAAAACAUUCUAUAUUUGUAUCCAGAGAUCUUGAUGUGGCUUCUCGUCUCUUGUGACGAACCCCAUCCUACGGAGCCCGGAGAGUCAAAGGUUAUGCUCAAGGCACAGAAAUUUCGUGAUUUGAGCACCUGAGAUAAUGAUAAAAUUAAUUGGAGAUGAGGCCGAUGACCAACUUGGCCAGAAUCCGGCACAGCCAAACACCUACGACGUGACGAGCCAGAGUGAAUCCUGCAAUUGCAACGGCCGAAUUGAUGGUAAAUGAGGUAUCUGGUCAGGCAAUGAAGUUCUGGGACACUUGCAUUCUUGAAGAACAAGUGAAUGAUACUGAGGCGGAUGCUGGAGCUGGCCGAACGGGGACUAUAGAUCCGUAGCUCUCCAAACAUUAUUGAGAUAUUGACUGACCAACCCAAAUGCAAGAUGUGAUGACAAGUGA